AUGACUAAAGAGGAAGAAUCUGCUAGUGAUUUCACCAGAAGGCCGAAUCCUAAAGGGUGGACAUUACCAAAAGCUCCUUAUAAUCCGUAUGAUCCAGCGGAUGUACGUCCAGCUCAAGGGUAUCCAUCAGAAUAUAAUUUGCCAGGACAGCAACCCAAGGGGUUUUCUUCUAUACCGAGGCAGCCAACACAGUACCAGAAGGUGAAUGAGACAAUGGAACGACUUAAUUAUACAGCCAGGCCACGUUCGGAUCUAUAUCCUGGGCAAUAUAAAGUCUUGCGUAGAGUCGAUACCAAUAGAAAUCUCAACAUUGGCUCACGUUGGUUUGGAACAUUUUUGGGUGGGUCAAUAGUAAUAUAUUUUGUUUUCUUUUAUAGGUGGAACGAGGGGAGAGAAAAUGUCUUUACAGGUUUCUAUAGAAGCCAACUAUGGUUGAAGGAGAAAUUAUUUGGGUUAACCAAAGAGCAGUACGAUGACUUGCAUUUCCCACAUCAGAGCCACACCAUGGUGAAGGGUGUUAAAGACGCACUAUAUAUCCCUGAGGAUAUGAGAAAGACUCAAGAAGGCCAGUUUGCCUUGAAUAGACCUAGUGAAAGACAUAUAUUAGAAGCGGAAAGAAUCCAGCAAGAGAGGGAGGAAGAGCUCUUAUCGAAAAGCUAG
Molecule: messenger RNA, 660 nt
Organism: Lodderomyces oxycetoniae
Lineage: Eukaryota; Fungi; Ascomycota; Pichiomycetes; Serinales; Debaryomycetaceae
Gene: MCU1
Product: Mcu1p
Exons: 1
Coding region: 1-660 (219 amino acids)
Source: RefSeq, a predicted model, not a curated record